CUUCUCUUACAUUCUGUUCCAGAAACAACAUUCUGAAUCUUUAAUUUACAAUGACAUUAACAACAACCUCAUCAGAAACAGCUAGCACAAGCACAAGCACAAGCAGCAACACCUCCACGUCAUCACCACCCUCACCCUUAUCACAUUCCCUCAUCAACAACACUCUCUCAGACUCUCCCAAAACAGAGACCCCAAAAAAACCCAAAAGACCCAGAGACUGUAGCAAGCACCCGGUUUACCACGGUGUACGAAAGCGCAAUUGGGGCAAAUGGGUCUCUGAAAUUCGCGAGCCACGCAAGAAAUCACGCAUCUGGCUUGGUACCUUCGCAACUCCAGAAAUGGCAGCUAGAGCCCACGACGUUGCAGCUAUCACCAUUAAGGGUAACACAGCGAUUCUCAACUUCCCAGAAAUCGCUGACAUGCUUCCCAGACCCGUCACGUGCUCCCCACGUGACAUCCAAGCCGCAGCCACGUCAGCAGCAGCCAUGGUUGAAUUCGACCCUGUAGUGCAGAAUUCAGAAGUGUCGGAGACAGAGUCCUCAGAGCUGAGUGAGAUAGUUGAGCUUCCAAACAUUGAAGAGAGUUUCGACUCGGUUGACUCGAGAACCGAGUUCAUGUUGCCUGACUCGGUGGAUAGUUAUAGUUGGGUGUAUCCUCCAAUCGAGUUCUGUGCUACUUUUUCUGAUGAGUUAUUUGGAAAUCAGAGUUUUAUUGCAGAUAAUGAGUGUGAGAUUCUUCCCAUUUGGGAUUGAAUUUUGCUACCCCACUUUUGGCACUACCGUAUAUGCUCUUAAGUUCCCAACAUGUGGGAGUAACAACUAUCAUCAAUGAGUGUUUCGCUAUUUUUUGCAGUUACUGGUCCAUGGGUCAGUUCCUUUUACUGUAAUAUAUACUAUAUUCUCACACAUUGCUUACAACCUUAGCAACUUCGAUUGUAUUCAACUCUGCUUAGUCUUUGGUGGCUUCCCUUGUUUACUAGGAGUAGAAACAGAAAAUGUGAAUGCCAAAUAAAUUUUUACCACGUGACGUUAUUGUAAAUAAGGAAACAUUUUAUUGAGGUUG
Molecule: messenger RNA, 1062 nt
Organism: Gastrolobium bilobum
Lineage: Eukaryota; Viridiplantae; Streptophyta; Magnoliopsida; Fabales; Fabaceae
Product: dehydration-responsive element-binding protein 3-like
Exons: 1
Coding region: 51-752 (233 amino acids)
Biological process (GO): regulation of DNA-templated transcription
Molecular function (GO): DNA-binding transcription factor activity; DNA binding
Source: RefSeq, a predicted model, not a curated record